Messenger RNA from Rhineura floridana, 3082 nucleotides. RefSeq names its product phosphatidylinositol glycan anchor biosynthesis class V (gene PIGV). Gene Ontology annotation, biological process: GPI anchor biosynthetic process. Lineage: Eukaryota; Metazoa; Chordata; Lepidosauria; Squamata; Rhineuridae. Gene Ontology annotation, molecular function: alpha-1,6-mannosyltransferase activity; GPI mannosyltransferase activity. The transcript is spliced from 4 exons. Gene Ontology annotation, cellular component: endoplasmic reticulum membrane; mannosyltransferase complex. The coding region runs from base 179 to 1798 and encodes 539 amino acids. The record is from RefSeq and is a predicted model, not a curated record.
CUGUUUCUAAUGCCGGAAGGGCGGCUGCUCUAGAAUUACUGCGCAGGCGCCAAGGGCGUAGUGCCAACGGAAGCUGUUCGACGCGGGCCGGAAGGGCGAGGAAAAGGGGCUGUGUGUGAGAGAUGGAACCGGAGCUGUUGAGUCCCCUCGCUGAGCGCUCAGGCUUCAGAAUCUUUCCAUGGAAUUCCCUGCACGGAAGGCAGCAGUGACGGCCCAUCUGAUGGCCUCCGAGGUCAGAAUGCAGCCGUGGAAGCAAAGAGACCCUCGCCAAGAGGUGGUUCGGUUUGCAGUGUUUUGCAGAGCUUUUGCUCUUCUCCUCCAGGCCCUUUUCAACCUCCUGAUCCCUGAUCACGCCGCCGAUGCCUUCUCACCGCCCCGCUUGUCUGAGUCUGGGUUUUGCGACUGGCUCUUUGAACAGCUUCUGGGAGGUCUGUCACGGUGGGACGCGGAGCACUUCCUGUUUAUUGCUGAGCAUGGCUACGUCUAUGAGCACAACUGUGCCUUCUUCCCUUUGUUUCCCUACAGCUUGCGAGUGGCAGCGGAAAUGGCACUGUGGCCCUUCCGUGGCUUCUUAUCUCUCCGGAGCCGCCUGCUCCUUUCUGCAGCUCUGCUCAAUGCUCUCUUCUCUGUCUGGGCAUCUUGGAUUCUGUACGAGCUCAGCUGUGUGGUCCUGCAGUGCCGCUGGAGGGGGUUUCUGUCAGCCAUCCUCUUCUGCCUCACCCCUGCAAAUGUCUUUAUGGCGGCUGCUUAUUCAGAAAGCAUGUUUGCCCUCCUAGUGUUUAGCGCCAUGUGGCGUUUAGAGAAGGGGCAACAAUGGACCAGCAGCCUUCUCUUUUUGCUAGCCGCCAGCGUGCGUUCCAAUGGGCUGAUCAACGCUGGGUUCCUCCUCUAUUCCCAGACAAAACACUUUGCUUUCCAACUCCAGGCAGGGGUAGGAACUGGAGUAAAGCCACUGCAAAUCUUUGGUCGGUUCCUAAAAUUGGCAGUUUCACUGGUGGUGUUGUCUGCCUCUGUUUUUCUGCCAUUUGCUUUGUUUCAGUUCUAUGCAUACCUUCGGUUCUGCAACCCCAACUUUAGCCCUGAGUAUGCCGUGCCAGGGCCACUGUUGCAGCUGGCUGUAGAUAAGGAGUAUCGUGUAGCAGCUUCAAAUGAUGGGGAGCCACCAUGGUGUGCUUGGAAUUUGCCUAUACUCUACACCUACAUUCAAGACGCUUACUGGAAUGUUGGGUUCCUCAGGUACUUUGAGCCCAAACAGAUCCCUAACUUCUUACUAGCUGCACCCACUAUUGUACUGGGCUCUUGGGCAACCUGGUGGUACAUCACUGCAAACCCCUGGCACUGCCUAACACUUGGCCUGCUGAGAAGAAAGACUGAAGGAAUGAAGGGAGAAGACAGGGACAAGCCAGCCACUGGUUUUUACUCUCCUGGUGUAUUUGUGUACAUGGUCCAUGCAGCAGUUUUGUUGGUGUUUGGUACCUUCUGCAUGCAUGUACAGGUCCUUACCAGAUUUUUGGGCUCCUCCUCUCCAGUGCUUUAUUGGUUCUCUGCUCAACUGCUUUAUGACCAUGAGCCUUUGCUGCAGAACGGAGGCCUAUCUUCACAGCAUGAAACACCCCACUCUGAAAAGCCAUCACUGGGCAACUCUCUCCCUAGCUGGAACAGAAAUGAAAACCCUGUGCUGGCCUUUCUGAGCAACUGGAAGCAGACUGCUCUUCUCACCAAGUGCAUUCUGGGAUAUGUGCUUUCCUACUGGCUCCUGGGGCUGCUCCUUCACUGUAACUUCUUUCCCUGGACGUAAACAUGUAAAACCUACACAGAUAAACUGGUUGGCUAGAGUGUAAAUCUGGCGUCUUUCACCUUGGCAGCAUUCAUGUCUUCUGUGAAGCUGUUUAACAUCUAUUCUAUAGGAAACUGCUAGGAGAGAUUUGGAGCUCAAGUGUCACCAAUAUGCUGUUGACAAGAAAAUGUGCUGAUAUCUCUUCCUUUUUCCAUCCAAACCAGAGAGGUGAAGUGCCUGUAGUUGGCAAUAGAUAAGUAGGACCUGCAACAAAAUGUUGCAGUGUAGACUGUUCCUGUUUAGGGUUCCAGUCACCCAUGCCCCUUUCCAUGUUACUCGAUUCCUCUUUCUCCCUGGUUUUGUUCCCCCCCAGACACUCAGCAUUGAGCAUAUUCAGUGCUGGUUUUUGUCGUUGUCAUCUCCCACCCCACCCUUUGGUGUUCUUUUUAAAAACUUCUGCAUGCCUUAGGGUUCCCCCAAGCGUGCCGAUACCUCCUUCUUGUGCAUGGAUGUUGCUAUUUUGGCUACGUAAGGGAUAGCACUUGAAGAAUGCAUUUGCUGUUAGUAUAUAGGAUGGGGGCAAACAACCUGAAGCUUAAUCCAGUCCAGUUAGAGGCACUCCUGGUUAGCAGAGCUCCUACUCUGGGAAUAAGAAUUCAGUUUGUCUUGGAUACAGUGCCACUCCCCUUAAAAACAUGGGUUCACAGCUUGGGGAUUCUCUUAGAUCUGGCUUCACCUUGGGUGUCCAGGUAAUGGCAGGGGCUAGGAGAGAUUAGGCUGGUGUGCUGGCUGUGGUUCGUAGAGAGGACAAAAGUGCUCACAGUAAUGCAUGCCUUAAGUUGCAUCAAGACUGGAUUACUGCAGUAUGCACUACAGUGUCCACAAACUUCAGCCAGUCCAUUACACAACAGCUAAAAGCCAGUUACUGAGACCACAUAGGUCCCCUAUUGCAAGAGUUUCCUCUGGCUUCUGGUCUGUUUCUGGGCCCAGUUCAAAGUACUGCUCAUUUCUUUUACAAGCCCUAAACAGCUUAAGGCCACGGUUCCCAAAGGACCGUCUUCUGUUAUAUAAACCCACUACGCAUUAAGAUCUACUGGAGAAGGUCUUUGCAUCCUUCCAAUGCCUCAGGUGUGUUUGGUGGGAUGCAGAAGAGAGCCAUGCCUAGACAUGUUGAAGAUGGUCUGGCUCACCUUCCCUAGUUUUUUACCUUUUAUAUUUCAGCAAGGAGUUGGCCUGCUAAGCUUGUGAUUGCUUUAUUGACUAUGUGGGGAAUGAGAUUAAUAAAUGUUACCUUUAUCUGCUGUC